Pelobates cultripes (western spadefoot toad) is the source of this 8589-nucleotide messenger RNA. The record is from the annotation of a GenBank genome assembly. NCBI's taxonomy places the organism in Eukaryota, Metazoa, Chordata, Amphibia, Anura, Pelobatidae.
CAAAAUUCUUUAUAAGCAUCGUCUAGUGCUACUCUAGGUAAAUUGAUCGAGUGUUGAGCAGGUAAGUGGCUCCUGAAUUCUGACUCUGAUUACAGAAUCCCAGAAACCAAAAUAUUUGAAUCUACAUUAUUAUCUGAAAAUCUCUUUAGAAGGAAAUAUCUUAAUAAUUAUAAUAAUUAUAAUAAUGAUAAUAUAAAAUGUCCGGUUUAUAAUAGCAUUUGGAGGGUGAUUUCUGUCCGUUUCCAAUUGUAUCAGCACAUAUUUACAUAAUACCAAGAGAUUUAAUAUUAUCCAGCCAAGAUUUAUUACAGUUCUGGCACCAGCAUCAGAUAUCUCUGUAAUGUUACAAACUGCAACCACCUCAAAUCAUGAGUGUCAACAUAGCAUGAAAGACAUACGGUGUGAUGACUGCCAAAUGUAUUCUAUGCUUAGUGAAUCACCGGCUUAAAGCUUAUUAUGUCACAUGUUAAUUAAGGUUACAAUUACUUAAACUGCUGGUAAUGAACAUGCCCGUUAUCUGAGUCCGAAUACAAAGUAUGUUUAUUUGCACUUAGAUUAAAGGCUCACUAUAGUAACCAAAACCACUACAGCUUAAUGUACGGUAUACAGCGUAAUGUAUAAUAUACAGCUUAAUGUACGGUAUACAGCUUAUUGUAUAAUAUACAGCUUAAUGUACGGUAUACAGCUUAUUGUAUAAUAUACAGCUUAAUGUACGGUAUACAGCUUACUGUAUGGUAUACAGCUUAAUGUACGGUAUACAGCGUAAUGUAUAAUAUACAGCUUAAUGUAGUUGUUCUGAUUUCUAUAUCCUGUCUCUGCAGGCCUUCCAAUGUAAAUGCUGCCUUUUCAGAGUUAAGGCAGUGAUUACAUUGCAGCCUAGUCACUCAGACUGCCACUAGAGAUGCUUCCCGGGUCAGUGUUGCAGUGUGCAGCACUAGCAUUACCCAUCUCUACGCUCUACAUGGAAGCGCUGAUGGUUCCCCCAUAUUGAUUCAAUGUAUCCAUAUGAGAAAAUGCUGAUUAGCCAGGGCUGUGUUUUCCCCUACAAUAGCCUCCCAAUGCUUUCUUAUGGGGAAGUAUUAGAUUGGCUGAGAGCUUUAAAUUUGAAGAUUUCGGUCAUGAAGGCAGAGCGAGGUGGAGUAAAAUCAUCUAUUUAAAGUAAAGCGGGGGGCCGGGGCCUAUAUAGUCAUUUUACCACUAUAGUGUCAGGCACAAAUGUUUCUGCUCUUACUCUAAAAAAUCCUUUGAAGCACCAGGAGGUCAUGGCUUCAUUAUCAAAUGUCACUAAGUGCCCUGAGUGGUGUUUUAAUAUUUUAUUUUCCAUUUCCAGACAUGGCAGUCCGUGGAGUUCUCGUCCUGUGUUUGUGGAUGGUCGUGUGUUGCAGUAAGUAUUUAUACCAAUCAAAAGAAGAUGGCGAACUUAACAUUGUAAGCAAUAAUAUUUAUAGGUUAGUGAUAUUCUGGAGAACAAAUGUCAGCCAGCUUGAUGGGAGUUACAAUCCUUACCUGUCAGAGGGCAACAGUCUGUCUAUCAUUUGUUCCACAUUGAAUUUAACAUAUAAAGACUUAUAAGUCCAGGUUGUGUGAAUGUUCAUAUCUUUUUUUUAUUGUUUAUGAUUUCUUCAUAACAUUUUUGUUAGUUUUUGGAAACAGCAAUAACAUAACCAAAAUUAAAAUUCAGACCUUAGGAUAAGAAUACGUGAUAAGGAAGAGUAAGAGAAGCAAGUAAUUAAAUAAAUCUGUUUUUUCAAGGUUCAAGGGGAAAGCUUAGAAGUCGCCUCUCAAACAUUUUACUAAUUGUCAUUUUGUUUGAGUGGUAUAUGCUAGUUAAGCUUGAGAUAUUUGAGAAAAAGAUCCUUUGGGUGCAAGCCUGUAGACAUUCCCCUAUUAUAUUUAUAUGAAUAAUGAUUAUAUAAUUUUAAGUAAAAAUAUAAGAAGUGUGGAAGCACUUUAGUAUUGAGACCAAGCACUUAUGGGCAACUUUGGGAACAGUUUCAUAUCUAACAUGGUGCAGCAAUCAACUGACUCGUUUGGCCUUCAGAGCAUCGGGGUUAGUGAUCAGUUCAGCUAUGGCUUACCAGGAUCCUGGAAAAAAAGGUAAAACAGACCUAAAAAGAUUUAAUUAUGGCAGAGGGGAAAAUGCACUUCUGUUGGAUAGGGCUGAACCCAUUGACUUCAGAGCGCCAUCUCCCUCUCAUCUUGCUCAUCUUAGUCCAUUGUUUAAUACAAUAAUUGGAGAUCUUAUUUGCGUUGUCCCACCACGUCUGUUGAAUUUCUAUUAAAACAACAAAAUGUGUAUUUGUUAUCUAAAAUAUAUAUUAAUCAUUUUAAAACAAAAACACAGAAAAUUAGAUUUUAACUCAGAUGUUUUUAGAACCAGGUUGUACGGUUGUUUUUAGAUUACUUUCCCCAAAUUCUUGGCUUGUAGGGCCAUGGUUGGACAAGCCUGACUAGAUGUACUGUGUUUGCUUUGACUUCCAUUUUUUUCUGCUGUUCUUCAGGGCUAUAAACCAAGUGCCUUCUAGGUUAAGACUCUUGUAGGUGGCUACAAGUUCCUGAUGCGUACAUAAGCCAACAGGAAGUCAGAAAUCGGCAAGGAAGCAAUCACAUACAAAUCGCACAUUCCAAUCAGAGAAUAUAUUUACUAUAUUUUAGAACUGUGAAAAUACAUUUAGGCCAGAGAAACUAGAUCGCUGACUUCAUCAUGAGUGCCUAUAUAAAAUACAUACUUUAUUGGAUAUGAAUUAAAAAAAAAAAUAAUGAUUGGUGUAUACUUAAGUGGCAGCCCUGAAGCAGAUCUAUUAAAUUACCUUUUCUGAUAAAAUCUCUAACCAAUCAUACAGAAGGCAGUGACUGUCUUGAUAUGUAUUAAAUAAUUAUAAAACAUGUUGUGACAUAUUUGGAUAUUUGAGACACAUAAUAUCCAGAUUUUAGAAGAAAACAUGUUAUUCGCAAAUACAACAAACGAGACUCUUUGAGUAGGCAGUACUUCACCCAAGCUUGUCCUACCAGCUAAUCGGUUGUUAAUGGAAUUUAAUUGCUUUUCUGAAAAAUAGUUCCCCCCGUUUAUGUUAAAUGUGACAGAAUUUACAGAUGCUCAUUUUCUUUCAAUUUGCCUGAAAAUGAUUAAUCUACUUUUUUCUUUUUCACAGAUUCUCAGGACCUAUCUUGUAGAACCACGCUUUGUCCUCAGGGAUAUGAGUGCACUAUGGAGAAUGGAAAGCCAAAUUGUAUCCCUCAGAAAGUGGAUGUGUGUGGGGCUUCAGGAGACCCUCAUCACACUACCUUUGAUGCACGUUACUUUGAUUUCAUGGGGACAUGUACAUAUACUCUGGUGAAUGUCACUAAAGAUGCUGAGAAGAGUCUUAAACGCUUUACAGUUCUGGCCAAAAAUGAUAAUCGAGGAAAUGUUGCUGUUUCCUAUGUGGCUCUGGUAACCUUCAAAACAAGCGGCUACACUAUCGAUAUCAAGAAAGGGGAAGUUGGCUCUGUGAGAGUGAGUACAAAGGCAGAAUCCAUACCUUUUACUGAAUUUCUGCUAUAUGCACACAAUAUAUUUAAAUAUUCCAUGUAAAAACAGUUUUUAUAUUUUAUUUAGCUGUCCUUAUAAUCAACCUUUUAUUAAUUCAUAGUUGGUUUCGAUAUUUAUUUCCUUAAAUUACUCUAAUUUUUUCCUGGCUUUCCUGUACAAACAUUUAUUUGUUUCUCCUAUCCUAAAUUCCUUUGAACAGGUCAAUAACGUAAUGUCCCUUCUGCCGGUGACCCUGAAUAGUGGAACUGAUUCUAUGAUAACAAUUUUCCAAAGUGGAAACACAGCAAUCAUCCAGUUCACGACUGCAGUCAGGAUAUCGUAUGAUUGGAAUAGCGUUGUGCGCAUUGAGCUCACAAGGAUUUAUUCAAAGAAUGUUGAAGGCAUGUGCGGGAAUUACAACCAGGAUCCAGAUGAUGACUUUCAAAUUCCUAGCGGCUCCCAGGCCCCCAAUGCUAUUGAGUUUGGAAAGAGUUGGAAGGUAAGACAUUUUUAUGACUGGAUUUAAAAUCUUGUUUAUCAGUAGUUUAAGAGUUCAAGUAUUUUAGUGCCAAGUAAAAUAAUAGAUUUAUGGAGCGGGCUCUAGAUGUUUCUGGGUUAUUUUGUCUCCUGGAUUGAUUCUUCAGAGACACUGCACUUGGAGAAGGUAUUGAAAUCUCAGUAGAAAAUCAAUCCUGGCCACCGGUUAUUAAAUCUAUUAUAGAAUACAAAAACCUAACGGCUGGUUACUAUGUCAGUGGUACUUUACUGGCAACAUCAGAAGAAAGGAAUGAGUGUUGUCAAAAUAUCAGAGUUGAGUGAAAAAUGAACAAAGCAGUGGGUGACUGCAGGCGGGUUCUUCCCCACCCCAACCCCCCGCUGUACAACUCACUUCUAGUUUUUCUUAUGAUUUUUCUUUUACUACCAGAUAUGUAUGUCAGGAGAAGAGCUGGAGAGACAGUAAUCACAUGUGUCUAUUUGCCCAGCUCCCAUCCCCACAUAUCCUCUAUCCUGGGCAGGUCAGAAUCAAGCUCCUCUCUCCACUUAUUAAUCCUAUUUGUCAUUGUAAGUUAAUAUGGAGGCGAAAGGACUCAUUCAGAUGAUCAUGGAGGUCACCACACUUAUUUACUUGGUACUGGCUGCUGACGUAUCGUCUCUGGCUGCAUAAUAAUGAGGAAGAAGACAUGCCCACCAUGCCUGGUCCCCAACAUGGAAUGAAACACAGCUGAUAAAUAUGGCACUGUUGCUCAAAAUGCAGAUGGCUAAAGCCAGCCUUCCCCUAAAAUACACACACAAUAGGCCACUAUUUAUGGGUAUAGAAACCUAAAAAAUAUCUAUCUAGCAAGGUAACCGUAUUUAAUUAAACAAAAUCAGAUUGCCCUCAUACCGAGCGAACAUAGAUGAAACCAUGUGAUUUUGUACAAGUGGAAAUGGUAUCAUGGGGUGGUUGUAACAUUUUAGUGGUGGGGGGUUACAGUCUGCACAUUAAGCAUUAGAACUGGGUGUGGGGGGAGGGGGCAGCAGCUGCCUGCAUUUCAUGGGUGGCCCUGAGGAUCCCCUAAUCCUCCAGCAUGAGGUGAGGGUGAAAAGCAGUACACACGUUAAUGGCGGCAGACUUUAAUCAUUACUUUAACAUUUCAUGAAUUCAUUUAUAUUGGUGUAAACUUUGUAUUUAUUACUCUUUCUGCCUGUAAAUAUUAAACAUGUUUGUUUACUCUGUGCUGGAUUACAGAGGUGCAUUUUAAGUGUGAGUUUAUAAAAAGGGUUUGUCUGCCUACAGUUUGAUAGUGUCCGUCAUUCUGUCAAUGACCAGAGAUGGGAACUGUUAGAGAGAUGUGCUAUUAAAAUAAACAAUAUAAAAUAAUUACAGUCAGUGUGAGACACAGAUCUGGGAGACUUUUUUUUUUUUUUUUUUUACAUGUUUUAUGUGUCUUUCUUUCUGGUCCUUCUAGGUGGACGAUGGCACGGAAUGCUGGGAUGACUGCAAUGGACCAUGUCUAACCUGCCUUGCCAAAUUGGCAGAGACAUUCAAAACAGACGACUAUUGUGGGAUACUUACCAAGAAAGACGGUCCCUUCAGCGAGUGCCAUGCUCUUGUGGAUCCCAGCAGAUACAUGGAUAACUGCGUGUACGAUGUGUGUUUAAAUGAUGGUGACAGGAAGCUUUUAUGUGAGGCAAUUAAGGACUAUGUGGACACCUGUCAGCGUGCUGGGGCGAAAAUCAGUGACUGGAGAAAGGUGGCCGGAUGUCGUAAGUGCUUAUAACAUAACAAUGCCAAAAUUAUACCAGACCUUUCAUUUAUAUGAUUUAGAGAGUCUUGCAGCAGCAGAUGGACCCCUGAGAUAUGUCCAUCUAUCUCUCAUUAAGGAGCAGGAAUGAUCUGUGUGCAUGGUUGUGAAGAUCAUUCCUUCUUUUUUACACGGUCAGUGUUGUUCACUAAAGUCCGAAUGGACUAUUUCUGAAUGGGACAAAACUAUUUACACAGCAAGUCGUGGGAGAAGUGAUACUUGCCUGUCAGAGCGCUCUGAUUGGUUGGUUUACAAGCCAUCCAAUCAGAGUGCUCUGAUGAGAAAGCAAAGAAUGGGGGCAGUGGCUGCCCAGUCAUUAGUUUCAAACAUUCCAGGCAGCUAGCUAGCAAGCGCUGAGCAGUGCCUCACAUAAUAAGCUCUUGCAGCGCUGAGGGUUGUUGAAUUAUUUGCCCUCUGGCUGCUAGGAUUGUCAGUGGGGAUAAUACUUCAGAUUAUCAGUCAUUGGCAAAACAGCAAGUGAAUAGUAAGGUGUGACUGUGCAUCCUGCUGGAUGCAUUCUGUUCAGAAUUUUUGUAAAACUGGUACUUUGUGAACAUCCAGAAACCUAUACCUUUGUGCAUAGGUAGAGGGUAUUGUGUCUGGGCAUAACCCAUACCCACCGCUAAACCCCAACCACAUUGCUUGCCCAAAAUAAUCAAACCACAGACUUACUUGGUGAAAAAAGGCCACGGCUUUAAUAAAUAUAUAAAUAUGUAUAAAUCUUUAAACUUCAACUUUAUAACAUAAAACAUCCUAUACAUAAUUUAGUCAUUAAAUAUAUUUGUCACUAAGUACCACCUUGCCAACCAAAAACAUUCAACAGGGAAGCUGCCCAACCCCCUCGUCCCAACCAGCACAAGGCCUUUCUGGGCCUUUCAUUCUCGUAAUGCUAACCACUAGCUGAUUAUUGGCUCAGUGGGCAUGUCUGUUAUCCAUAACUUACCUGAGGUUAGGGAAGUAAAAGCCCUUUCCAUCCACUUUCCACGGACAGCUGGUCCCACCCCCGGUUGACAAGGGCCACACACUGCCACGCUGUGAAAAUAAACAACACAGACAACAAACGCAAAUAAAGAAACAAACAAGGGGAGAGAGGGUGGGAAGCUGUUAUCAAGUGAUUAUGAAGAUGGCUGCUUAUACUGUAAAAUGUCCACCUAUCCCACCCCUUUACCCCUAAUCCUCCUCCCACCCUUCUAAAGAACUCCUUACCAUUCUAUCUAUACACUCCCCCUAGGCCUUGCCCGACUCCUCACGGUCUUGUAUAGGAUUCCGUUGCAAAUGCACUGGUUUUAAUCCAGACACCAAUUGCUGCAGAUUCGCUUGGCCAGACCAAAUUCUGACUAUAUUUGGCUUUAGUAAAUAUUGGAAUUGGCAUUGCAGUCAGAACUCCAGACAGACAAAAUCUGGUGUUUAGUAAAUCUGGUGAGAGAGAUGUUAAUUAUAUAUAUAUUUUUUCUUGCUUGCAUCCAGCCUUAGACUGCCCUGAGAACAGCAGAUAUGUGCUCUGCGGGAGGGAAUGUGCCCCAACGUGUCAAGAACAAGAAUCCUCCUUGUGUUCUAAGCUCUGUGUGGAGCAAUGUCAAUGUGAUCCAGGUUUUCUUCUGAUCGGAGGAAAGUGCUUAUCAAAAGAAAAUUGUGGUUGUUUCUUUAAUGGGCGUUCAUAUGCUCCCAACCAGUCAUUUUGGGGGGACGAUACCUGUACCCAGAAGUGUAUUUGCAAUGAAAAAAGCAAGGAGGUGGAGUGCAGUAGAGCAUCAUGCAGCGUUAGAGAAGAAUGCAGUGUAAGGGAUGGACUCCGAGACUGUUACCCCCCUAUCUUUGCAUGAGGAGAGUCUGUCCCUCUUUCACAGUGUCGCUGAAUUUAUAACUGAGCUUAUUACUCUGUCAGAGAGACUGUGAAGAAAAGAGUUGUUGGAAGAGUCAUAUCGACAGUGAUGGUGGCAAUAAUAAAGGGAAAACCUUCUCACUCCUGGGUAUUACACAAAAACAUAAAUGUAUCUAACUUUAUUUCUAUAUAAAAAUGAAGUAGAUUUAUUCCAUCAAAACAAAUAUACACAAAUAUAUAAACUCAGCUUAAUGUUACAAGGGAAGAAGUUCAGGGCAGAUCUUCCUUGUCUAGCUAGAACAAAAAGCAGAUGUGGCCAGUAAAAUGGCACCAAAACUCAAGAUAAGCCAUGUGACUUAUCAACACCAUCUGUCCUUUACUAACCCAGAGUGCCAAGUAAUGUAUGCCUUGAAUGUCAUAUUCUGCAAUUCCUUCUGUUUGUGGUUUGUCUUAAAACCAUAACACAUUGUCAGUGACCUAUUGAUUCACACAUAAUUCUUAUCAGAUUUGUAUCUCUGUCUGAGUAUAAAACAAGAUACAGUCACACUUUUCUAAUUUCAGAAUUCUUAGACGGAGGAGCUAACUUUCUUAAUGUCUCUUUUGCCAAAGUUGCCCUCUGUUUUAGUUUCUGUGAAAUUCAUGCAGGUAUACAUAUUUGUCUAAUUGUUACACUACAUAACUAUAUGAAGAAUAACGCAUAUAACAUAUAUACAAAUAACAAUAAGAAAUGGAUACAAAGUAAUAUUUACAACAAAAGAACUUGAAAUUAAUGACCAUUGAUGCUUUUUAUCUUUUAAUUUGCUUUAUUCAUUCAGAGAUAAAAUGUCUGCCUCAUUAAUUUCUUUCUGUAUCUGUAUAUAGAAUAAUGUUUUAUCUUUCCUAAUUUCAUCCACCCACUUUUUCAGUGGAAUUCCACUUGUUUGUGAAACAUUAAAUCCAUUAUUUGCUUUAAACUAUUAAAAAUAUUUACC